ACGAUAUGUCAGUACAGCCAGCCCUUUAGUCGAAAAGGAGUUCGCCAGCAUUCUGAGGACAGUAUAUUGAAUGUUAAAGGUACGUGAGGCAUGUUCCUCUUUCAGUUAAAGAAUUCACGAGAACUUAAUGCCUUAAUGUCUUUAAACACUUUUCAAAGUUAACACGUAAGUUUGAAUCAUAACAUUCAUACAUCGUUUAAUUUGGUAUUUAUCAGAAACAUAAACAAAACAAACGCAAUUGCAACCCAGUCCAAUAUAUAUUUCUAAAGGUCUUCCCAUACCAUAAAUUGUGGAAGCGAGCCGACCAAAAUUUCCAUUUGAAGGCUUCGGAGAGCAAACCGAAUAGUAUUGCACUUCUGUUUAUUUUGCAGAUGAACUCAGUAACGUUGUCAGUCGUUGUGUUGACAGUAACUGCUCUACUUGUGAUGUUAUCGACUCCUGCUGCCGCUGAUUGUCGGUAUUGCUAUAAUCAAAAAAAAAUAUGUUUUACUACUUGUAUCACCCAGACGUGUUUGGACAACUGCGACAUUGGAUAUAAUAGUUGUCUUCAAAGGUCAUCUUGCCGACGAUUUCUUCUUCGAGACGUUCUUAAAGAAAAUUAUAAAAAUCAACCACAGUUACAUUACGAAACAUUGUUUUAGUCGGUAAACUAAGUAUUUAAUUUUAACGAAACAACAGAAAACGGGGAUGAGGAUGAGAUUCCUGUAAAAUGAAGAUGGAACACCGAUCGAGAUCCGUUUAAAGCAUUACUUAGGGUAAUACUUAAUUUCUAUACGUUUUUCGUGUAAAAGUUCCCAUAAUGCAAUUCAUUAAACCAGGAUAAUUAUAACAAAUCAUUUUAUGAGAAUUUGUUCUUGGUGGAUAACACCCACACAUUCGACUGUAACUCAAGUAGCUCGC
This is a messenger RNA of Pocillopora meandrina, 900 nucleotides long. The record is from the annotation of a GenBank genome assembly. Lineage: Eukaryota; Metazoa; Cnidaria; Anthozoa; Scleractinia; Pocilloporidae.